Molecule: messenger RNA, 399 nt
Organism: Staurois parvus
Lineage: Eukaryota; Metazoa; Chordata; Amphibia; Anura; Ranidae
Source: the annotation of a GenBank genome assembly
GCAGAAGGGGGUGGAGGACACUGAAUGGAGGCCAGUGGAGGGAUUGGGAGAGUGGGGUGGAGGACACUGAGUGGAGGCCAGUGGAGGGAUUGGCAGAGAGGGGUGGAGAACACUGAGUGGAGGUCAGUGGAGGGAUUGGCAGAGAGGGGGUGGAGGACACUGAAUGGAGGCCAUUGGAGGGAUUGGCAGAGUGGGGUGGAGGACACUGAGUGGAGGCCAGUGGAGGGAUUGGCAGAGAGGGGUGGAGGACACUGAGUGGAGGCCAGUGGAGGGAUUGGCAGAGAGAGGUGGAGGACACUGAGUGGAGGCCAGUGGAGGGAUUGGCAGAGAGGGGUGGCAGACACAGAAAGGUUAACUGAAGAGGGGAUAGCCUGUGAUGAGGUUGGCCAAUGAGGAGGG